CCCGCCCCGCCCCGAGCGCAGGCCGCCAUGGCGCUGGACCACCGGCGCGUGCCGGGCCCGGAGGAGUCGCAGGCCCCGCUGCUGUACGCGGCGCCCGGCGAGGCGGACGCGGAGGCGGAGGCGGAGGCCCCGGGCCGGGAGGCGGCGGCGCUGCGGCCGCUGCUGGCGCGGGCCGGGCUGCUGAGCCAGGCCGAGGGCUCGGCCUACGUGGAGCUGAGCGGCGGCACCAAGGUGCUGUGCGCCGUGCGCGGGCCGCGGGAGGCGGCCGAGGGCCGCGGCCGGCUGCUGUGCGAGUUCCGCCGCGCGCCCUUCGCCGCCCGCGGCGCGCGCCCGCGGCCCGGCCCCGCCGCCGCCGCCCGCGAGCGCGAGCUGGGCCUGGCGCUGCAGGAGGCGCUGGCGCCGGCCGUGCGCCUGGCGCGCUACCCGCGCGCGCGCCUGGAGCUCACGGCGCUCGUGCUGCAGGACAGCGGCUCGGCGCUGGCGGCCGCGCUCUCCGCCGCCGCCCUGGCGCUGGCCGACGCGGGCGUGGAGAUGUUCGACCUGGUGGUGGGCUGCGGCCUGUGCCGCGCGCCCGGGCCCGGCGGCGCCUGGCUGCUGCAGCCCAGCGAGGCCGAGGAGCGCGCGGCCGCCGCCCGCCUCACCGUGGCGCUCAUGCCCGGCCUCCACCAGGUGGCCGGGCUGCUGGGCAGCGGGCAGGGCGGCGCGCCCGAGAGCUGGGCCCAGGCCCUGCGCCUCGGCCUGGAGGGCUGCCAGCGCCUCUACCCGCUGCUGCGGCGCAGCCUGCUCCGCGCCGCCGAGCGCCGGGCGGCCGGGGGCCCGCGGGCCGCCGGGGCCAGCGCCUGAGCCGCGCGGCCGGGACCCCCUGCUCCCCCGGGCCGGGACCCUCGGCUCCCCCGGGAAACGGAUCCGCCCCCCGGCUCCCCCGGGAAACGGAUCCGUCCCCCUGCUCCCCCGGGCCGGGACCCCCUGCUCCCCCGGGAAACGGAUCCGACCCCCUGCUCCCCCGGGCCGGGACCCCCGGCUCCCCCGGGAAACGGAUCCGCCCCCCUGCUCCCCCGGGCCGGGACCCCCUGCUCCCCCGGGAAACGGAUCCGACCCCCUGCUCCCCCGGGCCGGGACCCCCGGCUCCCCCGGGAAACGGAUCCGCCCCCCUGCUCCCCCGGGCCGGGACCCCCUGCUCCCCCGGGAAACGGAUCCGACCCCCUGCUCCCCCGGGCCGGGACCCCCUGCUCCCCCGGGAAACGGAUCCGCCCCCCGGCUCCCCCGGGAAACGGAUCCGCCCCCCUGCUCCCCCGGGCCGGGACCCCCUGCUCCCCCGGGAAACGGAUCCGACCCCCUGCUCCCCCGGGCCGGGACCCCCUGCUCCCCCGGGAAACGGAUCCGACCCCCUGCUCCCCCGGGAAACGGAUCCGACCCCCUGCUCCCCCGGGCCGGGACCCCCGGCUCCCCCGGGAAACGGAUCCGGCCCCCGGCUCCCCCGGGAAACGGAUCCGCCCCCCGGCUCC
Molecule: messenger RNA, 1505 nt
Organism: Malaclemys terrapin pileata
Lineage: Eukaryota; Metazoa; Chordata; Testudines; Emydidae
Gene: EXOSC6
Product: exosome component 6
Exons: 1
Coding region: 28-843 (271 amino acids)
Biological process (GO): U4 snRNA 3'-end processing; nuclear mRNA surveillance; poly(A)-dependent snoRNA 3'-end processing
Cellular component (GO): cytoplasmic exosome (RNase complex); nucleolus; nuclear exosome (RNase complex)
Source: RefSeq, a predicted model, not a curated record